Messenger RNA from Sphenostylis stenocarpa, 405 nucleotides. NCBI's taxonomy places the organism in Eukaryota, Viridiplantae, Streptophyta, Magnoliopsida, Fabales, Fabaceae. The record is from the annotation of a GenBank genome assembly.
AUGGCAAGUGGAGCCAAAAUCCAAGGAUCCAACACUGCCAAACCUGCUACCUCAAAGAGUACCAAAGCUGGUCUCCAAUUUCCUGUUGGUCGUGUUGCUCGAUAUCUCAAGACAGGCAAAUAUGCUGAGCGUAUCGGUUCUGGUGCGCCUGUGUAUCUCGCGUCUGUUCUUGAGUAUCUAGCUGCUGAGGUUUUGGAGCUGGCAGGAAAUGCUGCUAUCGACAACAAGAAGACUCGAAUUAUGCCUCGUCAUAUCCAAUUGGCAGUUAGGAAUGAUGAAGAGUUGAGCAAGCUUCUGGGUGAUGUGACCAUUGCCAAUGGUGGUGUGAUGCCUAACAUUCACAACUUGUUGCUGCCCAAAAAGGGUGGGACCUCAAGGGGUUUUGAUGUUGAUGAGGACUAUUAG